Messenger RNA from Diaporthe amygdali, 948 nucleotides. RefSeq lists its product as uncharacterized. The record is from RefSeq and is a predicted model, not a curated record. Bases 1 to 948 code for a protein of 315 amino acids. Lineage: Eukaryota; Fungi; Ascomycota; Sordariomycetes; Diaporthales; Diaporthaceae. The transcript has a single exon.
AUGGCGGCAAAGUACGAUAACGUCAUUAUCUUCGGACCCACCGGCGCGGUUGGCGGGGCAGCUGCUCUCGAGGCAAGCAAGCGAGGAGCCAAGGUCUGGCUGGCGAUGCGGGAUACCUCGAAAGCAAUCGAGGGCAUCCCGGGAGACGUCGAGAAGGCCGGCAAGUUCGAACGCGUCCAGGCCGACCUCACCGACCCAGACUCGGUGGGCGCUGCCGUCAAGAAGUCUGGCGCCAAGGCAGCAUACGUCUACUUGGUCUUUGGAUCGACUGACCACAUGCGCGGGACACUGCAGGCCCUGAAGAACGUAGGCGUCGAAUACGUCGUCUUCUUGUCGAGCUUCUCAAUCACUGCGGGGACUGACCUCCGCUCCAUUCCCCCUGAGCACAUCAUCCCUUAUAGCCAUGCCCAAGUCGAGAUCGCCAUAGAGGAGGUUGGGUUUCCGUAUGUCACAGCUUUGCGGCCGGCAUCGUUUGCGAGCAACCAUAUCAAAAUGUCAGUGGACAGAUCGACUAAGCCACCAAGGGCGAACAUUCUUUAUGCGGAUGCGAUGUCGGACAACAUCGUACCUGAGGACAUCGGCGCGGUUGGAGGGGCUGUGCUAGUGGAGAGGCCGUCGGAGGGCAAGGAGGUCAUCUACCUAGCCGGACCCGAGUUCAUCACGACCGAGAAGGUAUGGGAUACCAUCAAGAAAAUCACUGGCCGGACCGACAUCGAUACCAAGCCGAUUGACGGGAAGGAGUUUUCUGCUAGGGUCGAGGGUCAUAUGCCUCCACCGAUGAUCAAGGAGUUCCUGCGAGUGCAAGACCAAAUGAGAGAGCCAGAGAAGUUGUUGUCCAAAUCCGAGUUUCAGCAGGCGGUGGCGAAUAUCAAGAAAUUCUCCGGGCGGGAGCCUACGAAGUUCCAAGACUAUGUUGAGGCGCAGAAGGCGGAAUGGCUAGCUGUCUGA